This is a messenger RNA of Tetranychus urticae (two-spotted spider mite), 3705 nucleotides long. It is a transcript of the gene MED24, whose product is annotated as mediator complex subunit 24. Gene Ontology annotation, cellular component: mediator complex. Gene Ontology annotation, molecular function: transcription coregulator activity. Gene Ontology annotation, biological process: positive regulation of transcription initiation by RNA polymerase II. The record is from RefSeq and is a predicted model, not a curated record. NCBI's taxonomy places the organism in Eukaryota, Metazoa, Arthropoda, Arachnida, Trombidiformes, Tetranychidae.
UUCGGCUUGAUCAUCUUGUUUGAAUUUCUCAAAAAAUUUCAAGUGUAAAAUGUUUGCAUUUUUGGUAAUAAUUAUGUCAAACUUUUACUUUUAAUUAUCAGUAUAAAUAAUAUUAUUUCAACCAUUUGAUGUUAAGUGCUUUUACUUUUCUAGCUUCUACUCUAUCGCUUCAAUCCAUCAUUCAUCACCCCUGUCUGACCUGGAAUUUAGUUUAAUGAUUGGUGGACCUAUCAUACCUCCAAUGGAUAUUGGUGCAAAUCUUGUCUCUACCUCCAAGACCAGUAACAUUAAAUCACUACUUUUGGAGGCUUGGAGGCAACGAUGGAGCCCAAUUGACUGGGCUGUUAACAUUAAAAGAGUUCUACCUCGUGGUGUUAGCGGCGAUGUCUAUGAUCUUUCAAACUGUAUUAUAAUUCAAGCUCUUAUUGGACCGGCUCCCAACCCGCUUUUCAUAUCCUACCUUAAUCAUUGUAUUAGUGCUCAUGUAGUUUCAUAUGGUGCUGUCCUCUCGUCGAUAUCUAAAUAUCAAGAAUUCAGUAAAUCAAAGUGUAUCAUCUGUUUACUUGAUCUUUGCAAUGAUCUUAAAAAAAGGGUCAAUUGUUACGGUAAUGAAGAAGAAUGUAUAUCAUUAUGUAAAGCAAUCAUAGCUCUUGCUCAUUGGCUCUUCUCCUGCUUAUAUCAUGCACUCAACAAAAUAACUGAACUGAAAUCCGUUACAUCAAAUCAAAAUACAAAUCAAUUUGGUAACUUGGGCCACCAUCAUGGAUCAUCAUAUGCUGCAUUAAGUGGUUCUUUAGGUGCAUCUGGUAAUUCCUCAGUUUCCGGGACUAAUUCACAGUUAAACGAAUUUAUUUCUAUUACCGAAAAAUCUUGUGACAUAUUAUCAUUUAUUUCGAGUUCAUCAUUCAUCAAAUCUCUCUUUCAUGUGGGUAAAAUGGAAGAUCAGUCUGGUUAUUCACAGCUUGUUUCUAAAGUUGAUGCAGUCGAAUCUUUGCUAUCUUCUGGUCCGUCUUCAUGUUUCCCUCCAACUUUAACCAAUGCCAAGGAAUUAUCCGAUGUAAUUGUCAACUUUUUGAGUACCACCGAGUGGAAUAAUAGAGAUCCAACAGUAUUAGCAACAGAAAUUCUUACAAAUCGUGAACUUGCCAAAGGUCCUAUUAUUCAUUGUUCUUCUCCAUUGGACCUUUUUGCUCAGAGCUGUAAUACUAUAAUUGCUAUCAAUGCUAUUCUUUACCCAACGAAUGAAAUCGAAGCACUUGCCCGGCAAAUCUCUUUGGCGGCUAAAUUCAACGAUAUCCCUUAUCCCGAAGUUUGCUGUGAAAUAGUUCGCUCGUGUUUUAUCGAGUUAGUUGAUUCUUCAUCAACAGAGAGAUCAAUCAAUCUUAGGGAAGAUGAGAAGGUUGGAGAAGACUUGAAAUGGGCAGCUUUUACUUUUCUCAAAGUUCCUCAUAUUUUUGCAAAGCUUGAUUUCCCAAAAAUGGACAAAAAAACUAUCAGUUCCGAUCUCGAAGCCGGUUUUGACAAACUUUUAAUGUACACACCGCUUCUUGAUUUAACUGAUUCAAGAUCUAAUUGUGACUGUCUUGAUCUCUUCUUAAAAGAACUUUGCCAAAGUGAAUUCACAAUUGAACAGAAAAACGCUAUAAUGGCUCGAAGACACAAAGACUCACCCAAGAUCAAAGAUAAAAUUAUUGAACCAGCUCCAGGCUCAGGUGGACAAGGAGCAAGUCUCAUUUUGAGAGCUGAACCAACUGUAACAAGUAUUUUAAAAACUUUAGAUUCUGAUUAUUCUAAAAAUCAAGAUGGACUACUUGGUGUUCUUAACCAUAUGGUGCCGGGUAAAAGUUUUGAACUUAUUUUGAACGCUGCUGCUGCUACUGGCAAGCUGAAAAGUUUUUCUAUUAAACUUGUUAAGUUCAACGAGUUCAACAAACAAAUUAACGGAGAGGGGGGCAAACAAUCACAAACUCGUGCUCUUUUAUUCGAUAUAACUUUCUUAAUGCUUUGCCAUAUUGCUCAAAACUAUGGAACUGAUUUCAUAACUCAAAACGCUGAAACAAAAGAUUCUUUUUUUGCUACUUGGUGUGCCCAAUCAUUACCAGAAGGGGGUAAAUAUCGUUCUUCAGAUGCUCUACUGUUAAAUUGUGAUCCACUUAAAGUGGAUAAUCUACUAUCACAAUUUACUUCUCCUGAUUUUGAAUUGAAAACUAGUCUUGUUAAAUGGCACGAGGUGUGCCUUAAUGCACCUGCUGCAAUAAAAGAAGUCCUUUUGGCUUGGGAACAUGGAGUUAUCACUGCAGAAAAUGUAAAAACUAUUUUCGACAAUGUAAAAAGUAAGAUGUGUUGCCUUCCAGUAGUUAUCUCAGCUUGGUUGUCUGCCUACAUAACAACGCUGCCUCAUGAAGAAAGAAUAAAACCCAUGAAUAUGAUUCAACAAUUCAUGACUCCAGCAUCAUUUAGUGAAACAACUCCUUUAUCUGGUAAUGGAAACAAUGGUAAUAAUGGAAACAAUACACCAGGAUCAGAAGGGAAUUCUAAUAACGAACCAACAAAUACAUAUUAUAAAGAAAGAUCUAUGCUCAUGUCUAAUAUAAUUAAGAAAAUGUUUUGGGAUCUACAUCCGACUUCUCAAACCAAAUCUAAUGGUGUUUUAUCAACAGUUUCUCAUGGAUUAACAACGGAAACGGUUUUAUGGAAGCUAUUAGAGGAUAUUUUUAUGAAUGCACACAACCGGUCUUGGCUUGAUCAGCGCGAUGUUUACAAUAUCGAUACAAUUUUUUGUGUUGGUGGGCCUAAUUGGUUUGUGGAAGCUCUUCUUCGUUUAUUAGUCAAAUUUGAUCAUGCUUCUGAAUUGAAUAAAGCCGUGGGAUUGAUUUAUGGUUUAUUUCACAUGGAUAUUGAACAAUGUGCACUAUCCUUGUUAGUUAAUGGUUUAGUUGGUUACAUUUUAAAUGAAAAUAAGCAAAAUGCUCUUACUGAACCGAAAGCAUCUGCCUUGGCUAAAUUAACUGUUAUGACAGUUCUUGCUGCCCUUGCUGAAGCUGAAGAAAGGCGUUCAACAGAUUCGAAGACGAGCCUUAAAAGGCAUGGAUAUCAACGAGAUGUUUCUAUGGACUUUGUUCCAAUGGAGGUCGACGCCAACAAAGUUAACAGUGUAAAUAAUACCAAUGAAAGGCCAAACAAGAUGAGGCGCACUGAAACAACUAAAUCUUUAAAUAUUAUUAUUGAAGAUACUCCUUUCUUUUAUACAAUGAAUCAACAGCCAAUUGAUCCUCGUAUUUUGAAUGAACCUUUAACCAAAGCGAUCGCUGAUCUACUUCGUUUGCUUAGUACUAUAAUUGCUGACUCGGUUGUUUCUCAACGAACAUUAUUUCCAUUGAUUUUCUUAGAGCAAUUAAUUAUUUGUGGGAAACAGGAUGCUCAUAAAAUUAUUCAAUUUUUGCCUUUCCAGGCUAUUAAUCGACUCAUCAAAAUGAUGCCUGGUUCUUUAUCAUAUGAAUUUUUACUUUCCAUUAGCAAUUUACAAACAUCUAAAGCUCGUAAAAUUGUAGCGCGAGCUUUGUGUCAAUUGAAAACAGCAAAAGUGGAUAUACCACGCUUCUCAUCAUAGACAUUGUCAAAAAACUUACCUUUUUACAUACCUAUUUAAUUAUCUAAGAAAAAAUAUUUAUAAAACGCAAAUAAAUUUCUAUCUCUUCACCUAUA